Molecule: messenger RNA, 873 nt
Organism: Engraulis encrasicolus (European anchovy)
Lineage: Eukaryota; Metazoa; Chordata; Actinopteri; Clupeiformes; Engraulidae
Product: death domain-associated protein 6-like
Exons: 5
Coding region: 1-873 (290 amino acids)
Source: RefSeq, a predicted model, not a curated record
AUGAUGGUGGAGGAGGUUGAGGAGGCAAAGAGGACACAAUCGUGUCACAUCAUCUACGUCAAAGACCAUAAAACUCGUGCAACCUUUGGCGAUGCCCCGGUGACCGUCAGCGACAAGGUCCACGCGACAAUCACAAAGUGGUUGGAGGCGAGGAAGGGGCUGGAGGGCUGGGGAGGCCCCCAUGUCUUCUCCAGUAUGAGUGGGGGGAUUGCCCCAGCUCUACUGGAGUUCCACAGAAAAAUGUGGGCUGAAUUGGGCAUGCCGAACCCUGCGCCAACCUUCAGCGGGUUGAGGGACUCCAUCGCCACAUAUGCCGUCAAGACGUCCAACACGCUCGAAGGCCGUAAGAUUGCUGGACAAAUGUGCCACGACCUCACAACUAACCAAAAGUUUUAUCAAAGUGUCCCAAACCCUGAUGAGAUCACUGAAAUCAGAGAGCUAAUGCUCUCGAAGAUGGUAGGGGAGUUGACAAUUGUUGAGAACGAGGAGGCAGCAAUGGACGAGGAGCAGGAUGAGGAGGAGGAGGAGGAGGACCUGAGGGAUGAGGAGGAGGAAGAUGAGGGAGAUUCGGACUGGGGGAUGAAGGAAGACAAAAAGCAGGAUGGAGGAAAAGAAAAAGCGAGUGGGAAAGGAAAACGGAAGAGCAAGCGAGUCGUCGACUCCUCUGAUGAAGAGCUUGGGUCACCAAAGCGGAAACACUGGGGGAGGAUUGUGUCCUCUGAGGAAGAGGAAGAGGAAGAGGCGAGAGAGAUGGAAACUCCAAAAAAGAAGCCCAGGAAGUCUCUCUUCACCUCACCAAAAUUCCUGGAAGACGGCACGGGCAAAGACAUGGCCAAGGCUGCGUGGCUGAAACAACAUAAGUUAGUUAGUUAG